Chrysoperla carnea is the source of this 1701-nucleotide messenger RNA. RefSeq names its product 4-coumarate--CoA ligase 1-like. Bases 102 to 1664 code for a protein of 520 amino acids. The record is from RefSeq and is a predicted model, not a curated record. Gene Ontology annotation, biological process: fatty-acyl-CoA biosynthetic process; long-chain fatty acid metabolic process. Lineage: Eukaryota; Metazoa; Arthropoda; Insecta; Neuroptera; Chrysopidae. Gene Ontology annotation, molecular function: long-chain fatty acid-CoA ligase activity. The transcript has 8 exons.
AGUUAUCUAUUUAGAACUAGUUUACAUGUGGAGUGCUUAAAUCAAAUUAAUUUAUUGGACGAUUUAAAAUCAAGUUUAGUGAAAGUUUUUGAUCGUGAAAAAUGAGUGUUGAUGUGUCGAAAAUCGGUGGAAUUGGUGCAUACUAUUACGAAAACUGUAAGAAACAUGGCGAUAAAGUUUACAUAAUAAACGAAAAAACUGGUGAAAAAGUAACAUACAAUGAAUAUCUAACCUAUGCAAUACGUAUCGCUCUAAGACUGCAGGAAAUUGGUGUUGGUGAAGGAGAUGUCGUAGUAUUUUGUAGUAAUAAUUGUAUAGAUGCAGUCACAAUCCCAUUAGCCAUACUUUUACUGGGAGCUAUCGCAGCACCUGUAGGAUCUGAUUAUUUAGACAAAUAUAAAGAAGCCUUUUUAGUAUGGACAAAACCUAAAGUAUUAUUUUGUGAUCAACCAAAUGAAAGAUUUUUCAGGCAAUUAAUAGAAAAGAAUAAUUUAGAAACAAAAGUAUUUGUAUUUGAAUCGUCACUAUACAUUGAAUUAAAAUCAAAACACAAUGAAGAAGAUAAUUUCAUUCCAUUCAAUGUUGAAAAACCAUAUGAAACCAUUGCAAUUAUAAUAUGCACAAGUGGAAGUACAGAUAAUUUUAAAGCUGUUAAUAUGUUGCAUGGCACUUCAUUAGAUUAUCAAAAACAGUAUCUAGAAAGUGAAAAAUUUUUAGACGUUGCAUUGAUAAAUUUUCCAUAUGUGGCAGGAUCUGGUAUUUUGAUAGGUAGUUUAGUUUCUUGCGUGGGCGGUACAGUGGUUUUAUUAGCAAACUUUUCAAUACAAAAUUGUGUCAAGACAAUUCACAACUUUAAGGUUACCCAUUUGCGUGUUAUCCCAGAAAUGUUAUUAUCAAUCGCUCGUUCAUCGUUACUGGAUAAAUAUAGUUUAGCAAGUGUAAAAUAUAUUUGCGUGUACGGCUCACCAAUAUUCCGUUCUCAAAUCCAAGAAUGUCAAAAAAAAUUUACUAAUGCCUAUAUAAUGAAUACUUAUGGAUGUUUGGAAGCACCAACCAUAUUUAAAUUUGAUAUUGAAGAUGGUAAAGAUUACAUAUUGAGUAAAGGUGAUUCAGUGGGGAAAUUAUGGCGCAAAGAUGUGGAAGUUAAGCUAAUUGAUCCAGAAACGGGUAAAGAAGUAAAAAAACCAGAACGUGGUGAAUUAUAUGUACGUGGAAAACAAUUAUUCAAUGGAUAUUAUAAAAAUCCAGAAGCUACGAAAAAAUUUCUGGAUGAAGAUGGUUGGUUCCGAACGGGAGAUUUAGGCUACUUUGAUGAAGAUGACUGUUUAUAUAUACUAGGUCGAAAAGAAAUUGUUUUGAAUAUUAAUGGAAGCAAAAAGAUAUCACCCACAGAAAUCGAAAGGGUUGUUGUGGAACAUCCAGCUGUUUCCGCCUGUUGUGUAAUUGGUAUACAAAAGAAUCAACUUGAUGAACCAAUGGCUGUUAUAAUGAAAAAACCGGGAGUACAAGCAACUGAGGAUGAUAUUAUUAAAUUUGUAAAAGAACGUUUACCCGAAGAGAAACAAUUAAAAUAUGUAGCAUUUGUUAAAGAUUUUCCUCGAACCCCAGUAGGUAAAAUUCGUGUAGCAGAGGUUCGAUCGAGAUUUAAUAACAAACCGAUGUAAUUAUGUAAAAAAAAUAAAUUAAUUUUUAUUGAUGAAA